UCUAUGAAGUGAGGCCCGGCGUUCGGCAACAGCCGUGCACGUUCGCCGCAUGUCGUACGUCGUCCGGACUGCUUAUUGGAAAACCCGUCACGGAGCCGUGUGCAAGCAAUCGUCAAUCGAGUUUUAUACGUUGGAGGUGGCUUUCGCGUCAGUAGAACGUCGAACCGGAUGUUCCGGACCGGUUAAUUUGCUUCUCGCUUGUUAUUAAUUCGAAACAUUUUUUGCCAAUAUGCCUGACUUAUUGGAAGUCGAUGUGGAUUUGCUAAUAAGAUUAGUAGAAGAACAUAGAAUACUGUGGGACAAAAAUGAAGAAGAUUACAAAAAUACGAAAUAUACAAAUGCCGCGUGGAGAGAUGUGUGUUCGACUUUGAUUGCAGAUUUUGAAACUGUAGGAGAAAAUGAAAAAAUGGAAAUAAGUAAAUUUGUGAGAAAGAAAUGGGCAAAUCUAAGGGACGCCUGGCUGAAAUACCUGAAAAAACAGAGAGAUGUGAAGAGAACAAAAAAAUACUUGUACCACGAUCAAAUGCAAUUUCUUACAACUAUUUACGGCAGUGCGUCACCUUACGACACCUUCACAGGAGAAUUUACGCCAAAAUACGAACUUUUCGAAGAAGCUGCCGAUUUGGGAUCGGAUGCGUCUGCAGAUAUGUAUAGUAGUACCGUUGGUAGUACCAAUGAUACCAGUAGCAGCACAUACGAAACAGCAGUGCAAGUGAAAAAGUGUAAAAUAGAAGAGGCUGAAGGAAGAGCUCCAUCUGAAGAAACAACAGCUCCAUCUGACGAUAAUAAUCGACACAUGUUGUUUUUCAGAAGCAUACUACCAUCGGUUGUUGACUUUAGUGAAGAUCAAAUUAUAGACUUCCAAAUGGGUAUUCUCAAUGUUAUAAAAAAUAUUAAACGCACAAAAUAUUCAAGUACUACUGCAUCAACGUCAGCUACAGAUAAAUAGAUAAACCAAAAAUUACCUAUUUUCUAUUACAGAGACUCUACUAUUGUAGAUAGUUUAAUAAUAUUAUCUGGAUAUAAUAGUUUUAAAAUUUGUUACAAAUAUACAUCGUCAGAUAAUAGGAAUAUUUAACAAUAUAGAAUAUACUUAGAUAACAAUAGUAUAAAAGCUAGGUAUAUCUAUAAGCACCAACAAAUUUGUUUGUUUAUAUUUUAAAAUGUGUUACUUUUUCUGCGGCUGAAAUUUAAAAUGUAUAGAAAUGUCACCUCUCUUUCACUUGCCCCAGUAACCCUAAAUUAAAAGAUAACUAAGUAUAACGUUAAUUCAAAUGGACAUUAAAAUUUAUCGGAAGUGUCAUAAAGACGAGUUAUAAAAAUGUUAUCAUAUAAUAAAACGUUAUCAAACUAUUUC
This is a messenger RNA of Ceutorhynchus assimilis (cabbage seed weevil), 1357 nucleotides long. The record is from the annotation of a GenBank genome assembly. NCBI's taxonomy places the organism in Eukaryota, Metazoa, Arthropoda, Insecta, Coleoptera, Curculionidae.